CUGAGAAAGCGGGAAAGACUUGGAAGGGAAGGGAAGGGGAGCAAGGGGACCGGGGAGAGAUGGCGCCCUCGACUGACAGAGAGGUGGACCUGCUUCUCUCGAAGCUGCGAAAGAUUCAGGCUGCAGUGGGAGGGUCAGACGAGGAGCGCGCGCUACGAAGGAAGAAGAGGAAGUCAAAGGAGGAUGACCGCUUCAAUGCCGUGAAGUCGGCCAUAAUCAAGAGGCUAGGUGAUACCUGCGAUUUGCUGGCGAAGGAGCCGGCUAGCAAGGACCCUACGGCGGUCAUCCAGAAGAAGAACGCCGUCCAGUCCAACCUGCGGGCGUUGGAGGAGAACUGGAAACAGCUGGACUCGGCGUACCAGGCGGAGAAGAGCAAACGGAGGAGCAAGAUCACGCGAGAGGAACUGGAGAACCAGCGCCAGCUGCUGGUGGACCUCCGACACGAGAUCGGAGAGCUCAAGAGCAUCCACCAGGCGGGGGUCGUGGGGGCCAAGGGAGGGGGGACGCGGGGGGGCUACGGGACGGCGAUGCCCGCAUCGGAGUUCUUCAAGCAAGAGGCACGAACAGGAGGUACGACGUCCGUUGCGGAGGCGCCCCCGCCGGGGAAGCUCACCUCGGAGCAGCACGUCCGAAUCCAGCAGAUCCGCGACCGCAAGAAGGAGAUGGAGGACAAGUACCUCACGGUGGUGGAGGAGCACGUGGACAGGCUCGGGGAGAUGGCCAAGAACAUCCAGGAGGAGCUGCAGAUCCAGGACCGGAUGGUGGACGACCUGGGCAACCGGAUCGACACGGCCCAAGAGCACGUUGCGAACGUCAACAUGCGGAUGAAGGAGGUCCUCAAGAACGUCCGUUCGGCAGACAAGUUCUGCAUGGACAUCAUGUGCAUUCUCCUGCUGCUUGGCAUGAUCGCCGUCCUCUACGCAGUGGUGAAAGAGACGUGAUGAUGAUGAUUUACGUCUUUCCUUUUCGGAGAUUCGGUGGCCGGUUCUCCGACUUUCGGGGUAGAAAUCGCAUCUACCAGCGGUUUUGUGCUUUGGGAUCGAUCGCCUCGGAAAAAAACAAAACAAAGCUCUCGUUACGGUGCGCAGGCACUAAAAGAGUGGAACAACAGCGAGUUUGAAAUCAUGUCACCACCCCGCACGCUCGUUUCGUGCGUGUGCGUAGGUGUUUAGACUUUUCAUUGUGGGCUGUUUUUAUUUUUAUUUUUGUUUCUUUUUUUCUUUCUCGCGCUUUUUAUUGGAUCUGAGAGACCCGUGCGUUCGGGAACAAGGAACGCGAGGGCUAAGUUAUACUAGUUGUAGUACUGGGAUGCAUGCAUGCAUGCGUGCGUGGGGUUGAGUCGUUAGGUAUCGCGUUGCACGAGAGGAACAUGAUGGAGCAGUGUGCUACCGCUUUGGUUGUUGGUUUGUUGUUGUUGUUGUUGUUGUUGUUGUCGCUGCUGUUUGUUUUCGAAAAGUCUUGGAUCAGAGAAAUCAAGUUAAACCCGACUCCCCCCGCACCGCCCCCUCAGGGGGCUCCGCGGUUAGGCGCCCGGCGUUCGAACGGACCCCGUUGUUUUGGUGUCAUGGCACCGUUUUCGUUUUUUCUAGGCCUUCGUGUUGGGUGACGGUGGGGGAUUUCGGGUGUGGUGCGGUUGUGUUGCGCCACUAUUGUUUCUUUUUCGGGCUUCUUUGGUCAAGCCCUCCCUCCCGUCUCGAAAUGCGGUAUUCUCUUUAUCUCGUGUGUGCGUGUGGGUGUCCGUUUUGUGUCUCGUUCAGUAUCCCCUUCCUCUCUGCCUGUCUCUCUCUUGAACGGACACCGUCGUUUUUCUUUUUUUUUUGCGCAAGUGAUGAUUCUUUUGUUUUCUUUUUUCUCUUUUCGAUCUGUGUACAAUGCAUCUCCUUCUCCUCGAUCUUCCUCUAAGUGGUUUGUAGGGAGGGGGGUCGAUCGGUGCAAGAAGACAGGGGGGUUCGCUCGUGCGCGUGUGCUAGUGGGCAUGUAGCCUCUGGGUUGAUGCGUUGUGGCCGCUUGAGGGAUUUGGCUGCCGAGCGACUGAUGCUGAUUUGUUCGUUUGUAGUUCCAUGCCGCGCGUAUCGUAUGGUUUCGUAUGCAUGUGACCAACAACACAAAGGUAUACAGCAGAGAGAGAGAGAGAUAAUGCGAACGUAGAGAUCAUCGGCAUAAUAUGGGGAGUUCGGC
Molecule: messenger RNA, 2178 nt
Organism: Ectocarpus siliculosus
Lineage: Eukaryota; Phaeophyceae; Ectocarpales; Ectocarpaceae
Source: the annotation of a GenBank genome assembly